Angiostrongylus costaricensis is the source of this 900-nucleotide messenger RNA. Lineage: Eukaryota; Metazoa; Nematoda; Chromadorea; Rhabditida; Metastrongylidae. The record is from the annotation of a GenBank genome assembly.
AUGCUCGUCGUUGCAUGUUGUGCACCUAUUUCGUCAUGGUUCUUUCUCGUUCUGGUAGUUCUGUUGCACACGGUUUCGGCCCAGAAUGCUGUGUAUUCGACGACAACAACCCGUGGCCACACGCUUCCGUACAAUAUCCUUGUCGUGUUACCGGCUAAAGAAUCAAACAAUGACAAGUUUGGCCUAACGAUUGAAAGAGCCCGACCUGUAAUUGAUAUCGCCGUCGAAGAUGUGGUUAAAUCAGGUGGUAUGCCACCCGGAUGGGUGAAUCUGACAUUUUGGGACGAUCGUUACUGGGAAGACACGAACCUAGCUGAACGUUAUGCCACCGUCGGCAUGGUUAAAGCGUAUUGUGAACAUCGACUUGACGCUAUUCUUGGGUUCGCCGACAGUUACGGGUUGGCAACUGUCACUAAGGUAUCGGCCGGUUUAAAUGGUGGUGUACCGGUGCUAACUACUGCCGGCAUGCCAUCAGUGUUGAACAUGAAGAAAUCCUAUCCGUUUCUAACACGCAUGCAAGGUUCAUAUCGUCAAUUGGCAGUGUCGAUGUACCAGUUAAUUGCCUAUCAAGAUCCGACUGAAACAUCGACACCACGAAACAUAUCGUCGAUAAGCUUAAACUAUUUAAAGAUGAUGUUCUUCUAUCAUGACAAGAAACGAGCUGUGAACAAACCCCUAAAAGACGGCGAUAGUCAAGACUCUGACGUAUCGUCAUCACAUUGCUAUUUUUCUCUCUACGCCAUAAAAAACUAUUUCACGGAAAAUAGUAAAGUGUUCAAACGUGAAUGGCAACUGAACACACCAUCGUUUCCAUUCGAUGAAGAACUUCCGCGUACUCGUGACACGACUAAACAAUGGCUUAGCGAGGUGUCAAUGGAAACCAAUGGUGAGUUCGCGUAG